Chenopodium quinoa (quinoa) is the source of this 516-nucleotide messenger RNA. RefSeq lists its product as uncharacterized. The transcript has a single exon. Gene Ontology annotation, molecular function: nucleic acid binding. The record is from RefSeq and is a predicted model, not a curated record. The coding region runs from base 1 to 516 and encodes 171 amino acids. NCBI's taxonomy places the organism in Eukaryota, Viridiplantae, Streptophyta, Magnoliopsida, Caryophyllales, Amaranthaceae.
AUGAGCGGCCAAGUUGAGGUGUCUAACCGAAAAAUCAAGAGAAUCCUUGAAAAGGUAGUCAACAACUCCCGCAAAGAUUGGUCAUUGAAGUUGGAUGAUACAUUGUGGGCAUUGCGAAUAACUUACAAGACUCCGUUAGGGACAACUCUGUAUCGGUUGGUGUAUGGCAAAGCUUGUCAUUUACCGGUUAAAAUGGAAUAUCUUUCACAAUGGGCCGUCAAAGAGAUUAAUUUAGAUCUAGAGAAGGCCGGUGAAGGGAGACUUCUUCAAUUAAUUGAGCUAGAUGAGAUUCGGCUUGAUGCUUACAAGAACCAUAGGCUCUACAAAGAGAAAACGAAGAAGUUUCAUGAUAAGAUGAUAAAAAACAAGAGUUCAAGGUUGGCGACAAAGUGUUUCUUUAUAACUCAAGACUUCGGCUCUUUUCUGGAAAGCUUUAGUGUAGAUGGUCCGGGCCUUUCACAGUCACCAAUGUCAAAGCACAUGGAGCCAUUGAGGUUGCUAGAAAAAACGGCAUGA